This is a messenger RNA of Ictalurus furcatus (blue catfish), 3049 nucleotides long. RefSeq names its product zinc finger protein 883. NCBI's taxonomy places the organism in Eukaryota, Metazoa, Chordata, Actinopteri, Siluriformes, Ictaluridae. The record is from RefSeq and is a predicted model, not a curated record. The transcript is spliced from 4 exons. Gene Ontology annotation, biological process: negative regulation of transcription by RNA polymerase II. Gene Ontology annotation, molecular function: DNA-binding transcription repressor activity, RNA polymerase II-specific. The coding region runs from base 106 to 1737 and encodes 543 amino acids.
CGCUGUGUGUAUCUGCUGGAUGUAAACAGAGUGCAUAAACUUUUGAUUUAUCUAAAUAUAAACGUGUUCGGCACGGAGCAGAGCUGACCAUCAGUCACGAGGUGCAUGAUGAUGGAGGACGAGUGUGUGGGCGGAGGAGGAGAAGCUCUCCUGCAGCUCCACCUGCCCUGUGAUCCUCCAUCUUCCUGCACAGUGUCCGUCGGGACCGAUCUGUCCAUGGCCGACAUCUCGCACCUCCACGCUGAAGUGUGUGAGCUCAGGAGAACCGUCCGGCAGCUCGAGGAGAGGCUCAGUCAAGCGCUGAAACUUUCCAGCCAGGAGGUGACGGGAGCUACACCAGCGCUGUGCUCCAUGUGUAAAUCUGAUCUAAACACCUCAGACGUGCGAGACUCGGAGCCCACGCUGCAGGGUGUGGAUGCUGUACAGAGUGCGUGUGGUGCUGGUGCAGAGGAAUUUCGUGAUGUCGGUCCACAGGAGAGCGAACUGAAGUGUGAGGAGCAUGAACCCAGCACCUCUGUCCGUUUAUACAGAGACCCAUACCCCACAGAGUCGCACUCCGCACCACACACCCCGCUGAAGACCUUCGACGGUGAAGAGCAGCACACGGCACACACGCCAGUGAUGACGUGUUCAGUGACGCUGGUGGACUGCAAGACCACGGUGGAGCUGAACGGAAACAUCACGCCAGAGGAAGACCUGGACGAUGGGAGCGUUCACGCCGAGGAACCUGACGAAGCCAGCGAUGAGGUUUGUCCUUCGACUCCUUUAGGUGGCCAGAGUGAGUCUGGCGAUGAAGAAAGCAGAUCCUCAGUGAAGCGAAAUGGGAAAAAGAAGAAGAGUGGGAUAAAAACCAUCUCUCCCUGCACCAUCUGCGGGCAGGAGUUGAUGUCUGCGGCGUUUCUGACGAGACACAUGAAAAUGCACGAGAACCGCGUGAAACAAAAGACGCUCCGGCCGCACGUCUGUACCGUGUGCGACAAAGGAUACCCCACGCACUCGGCCCUCAAAGUCCACAUGAAGUCGCACAGCGGAGACAAACCUUUCCGCUGCGAACUGUGCGGCAACUGCUUCAAGACGAAAGGAAACCUGAAGUGCCACCAGAGCAUACACACCGGGCAGCGUCCGUUUCGCUGCGCGUACUGCGAAAUGUGUUUCUAUCACAAAACGCACCUUAAAAAACACGAGCGCGUGCACACUAACGAGAAACCGUACGUGUGCUCCGUCUGCGAGAAAGGCUUCAUCACCAUCAGCGCUCUGAAACAGCACCAGAGAGUUCACACGGGGGAAAAGCCGUACUCCUGCACCCACUGCGACAUGACCUUCGGCCAGAAAGUGAACCGCGACCGGCACGAGCGAACGCACACGGGGGAGAAGCCGUUCCUGUGUGACCACUGCGGGAAGGGCUUUUCAGACCCCAGGCACUUUUACACCCAUAAACGCAUCCACGUGGGUGAGAAUCGCGAGAGGCCGUUCCAGUGCUCGUUCUGCGGCAACAGCUUCUUCUACCGCAUCAACCUGAAGCAGCACGAACGCGUCCACACGAAAGAACGACCGUACAGCUGCACGCAGUGCCCGAAAACCUUCGCUCGGCCCGACGUGCUGAAAACGCACCUGCGGGUUCACACGGGAGAGAAGCCGUACCGCUGCAGCAUCUGCGAUCAGGGCUUCACUUAUCUGGGCAGCUUCAGGGCGCAUCAGAAGAACCACACCAAGGAGGACGUGAAGCAGAACCCAUAGCACACGCUUGGACCCCUUUAUGCGCGUACAGAUGUGUAUAACGAUAAUACCAGAGUCUCCACUUCAGAUUUUAUUUAUAUGCUGGUCAGGAUUGCGCUGUUCAUGUAAUCGCUACGGCUUCCGGAAAGACGCAGAACAUCAGGACGGUGAUGGAGCGGUCACGACACCGACCUUUCACUUCAUUCACUUUUCUAAAGCAUUAACCGCAGCAGCAGAGAAUUAUGGGGUUGGGAUACAUACCUUACAGUUGUGGUUUAAAAGAACAGAAAGGAGCAUGAUUAAUAUAAAUUGAUGUGAUGUAAUGGACGAUCAGAACACUUGCCAGUUCUUGGACCGAGCAGCCGAGUUUGAGUUGAAUGAAUUUAACAACAGAAGAAUGGAGUGACGUGAGCCGGUGUGAGGAAGUGGAGUGUAGCUCACGGUCAAUUUAAGUGAAUUUAAGUUUAGUUGUAAUUCACAAAUAAAUACUGCACAUCAGAGUUUACUGUGUACGUAUCUUUACUUUGUUUCCAAUCCUAAUCACUAAACACUGCACGUGUUCUCCACGUCUCCUAAUACUGCACACGGGGAGCACCCUCCAAAACACAGGGACUGUACACUGCACUCGUUCCUGGAUCAGUCUGUCUCUCUCUCUCUGUCUCUCUCACGCUCUCUCGCUCUCUCUUUCACUCUCUCUCUCACUGUCUCUCUCACACUCUCUCUCUCUCUGUCUCUCUCUCACGCUCUCUCUCACUGUCUCUCUCACGCUCUCUCUCUCUGUCUCUCUCUCACGCUCUCUCGCUCUCUCUCUCUCUCAUGCUCUCUCUCUCUCUCUGUCUCUCUCUCACGCUCUCGCUCUCUCUCUCAUGCUCUCUCUCUGUCUCUCUCUCUGUCUCUCUCACGCUCUCGCUCUCUCUCUCAUGCUCUCUCUCUCUCUCUCUCUCUCUCUGUCUCUCUCUCACGCUCUCUCUCUCUCUCUCAUGCUCUCUCUCUCAUGCUCUCUCUCUCUGUCUCUCUCACGCUCUCUUUUUCUUCUUGUGGAAAUAGAUGAGUGGGGGAUUGAGUGAAUUUCUGUUAAAUAAUAAUUAAGUACAUGUUUUGUUUUUUUUUGUUCAUGUAGCUUGUGUUAGAAAUUUGUAUAAUUUAAUUCCACAAUUUAAAACAUGAAUAAAUCGAAAUAUCUAAAAAUCCACGAAUUCAUUAGUGAGGUUUGAGCUGUCUCGCUGCCUGGUGAAAAGAGUGAGUUCUUAUAAAAUGAGAUUUUUGGUUCUGGUCGUGUCUUUACAUUUAAGGACAUAUAGAGCCACUGUAAAUGUUUCACACUGUUUUCAUC